AUGGCUUUAUAUAGUGAGCUCCGAGAGGGCCAUAUCUGGCUGGCGGUCUCCAAAUGGGUGGAGGGCGAGUGGUGGUAUGGCAAGCAGCGCGCCCUCUUUGGCGCAUCGACGCUGGGUGCGUGGCGUGGGAGUUCGGCUGCAGAGGGGCAGCGUGCGUGGCGCGUGGCGGUAUCGGAGCCUAAAGCGGCCGUAGUCGACAUGCGGCCAUUUCGGCUCCACCGCCUGAAACGUUUAAAGUAG
This is a messenger RNA of Paracoccidioides lutzii Pb01, 240 nucleotides long. RefSeq lists its product as hypothetical. The record is from RefSeq and is a predicted model, not a curated record. The transcript has a single exon. Bases 1 to 240 code for a protein of 79 amino acids.